AUGACGGUGCUUCCUGCUGUUCUUCCUGACCCGUCUUUGAUCUUUGACGCUCUGUUUGCUCGAGAUGGGCCUCCGAAAGAGCAUCCUAGCAAGAUCUCCAGUAUGCUAUUCUACCUCACUACAAUCAUUAUCCAUGAUGUCUUUCGUACGAAUGAGCAUGACUACAACAAGGUUGACAGCUCUUCUUACCUGGACCUUGGGCCUCUGUAUGGCCACGACGAAGAGCAACAAGCUGCUGUCCGCACCUUCGUGGAUGGAAAGCUGAAGCCUGACGCAUUUUCGGAGGUCAGAGUCCUCGGAUUUCCACCGGGGGUCUGUGCUCUUUUGGUCUCGUUCAACCGCUUCCACAACUAUGUGGUCGAGGAACUAGCAGACAUCAACGAGGGCGGCAGAUUCAGUCUUCCCGUCGAGUCUGCUCAAGAUGAACUCUACAAGGCUGCGAUGAAGAAGCGUGAAAAUGAUCUGUUCCAAGUCGGGAGACUCAUAACUUGCGGACUCUACGUACAUAUCAUCAUCGGCGACUAUUUCAAGACGAUCCUGAAUUUGAAUCGUUGCAAAUCGACCUGGAACCUUGACCCACUGGCUGACUUUGGGAAGACAACAGUCCCAUCCGCCACUGGAAACCAAGUCAGCGUCGAGUUCAAUAUGUUUUACAGAUGGCACACCGCCAUGAGUGCCAAGGACGAAGUAUGGGCCCAUGAUCUCUACAAAGAUGUCUUUCCUAAUGACGAUCCGGCAACAUUGUCACUGCCAGCCUUUAUUGAAGGCCUCCGAAGAUGGGAACACGGCGUGAAUCCAGAUCCAGGGAAGAGGGCUUUUGGGAAUUUGGAGAGGCAAGCAAACGGGAGCUUCGAAGAUGCUGAGCUCGUGAAGCUUCUUCAAGAGAGCACAGAAGACGUUGCAGGGGCUUUCGGUGCCUGCAAUGUCCCAGCAAUCAUGAAGGCUGUCGAGAUACUCGGCAUGGAGCAAGCGAGAAGUUGGAAAGUGGCCACGCUCAAUGAGCUUCGAGAGUUCUUCCAACUUAAACCGCAUGAGACUUGGAUCGAGAUCAACUCAGAUCCAGAUGUUGCGGCAACAUUGGAGAAACUUUAUGACAAAGUCGAAUUAGUGGAACUCUACCCCGGAAUUGUCGCCGAACAAGCGACACUUCCAGAUACAAUAGGUCAAGGAUUGUGCCCUGGCUCCACUGUGUCGAAGGCAAUUCUCUUGAAUACCGUGGCUCUGAUUCGGGGUGAUCGAUACUACACUAUGGAUUACACUCCCGGGUCUCUGACCCACUGGGGCUACAAACAAGCCUCUGCUGACCCUCAAGUUGCUGGCGGAGGCGUGAUCUACAAGCUGCUAAUGAGGGCAUAUCCUGGCUUUUACGUCGACAACUCAGUCUAUGCGAUGUUCCCUUUCACCAUUCCAAGCGAGACUCGCAAAAUACUUCAGACCUUAGGAAAAGAUGACGAUUAUGACUUCAGUCCGCCAUCUUCCGUCGACCCUCCUAUCCCCAUUGCGUCAUGGACCGGAGUCACGAGCGUGCUCGAUGAUCAGGCAAAGUUCAAAGUCCCAUGGGGUCCUCGCAUCCGAUGUUUGACCGGUCGCGACUAUAUGCUGGGUGAUGACUCUGGAGCCAGUGCAAGACAAAAGGGGUUUGUGCACAAUGCCUUUUACGAACCUCCUGACGGUUUGGAGGAGAUCCGGCAGUUCUACGAGACUCUGACCAUGCAACUGGUACGCCAGAAUAGCGCUAAGCUUGGGAAGAUCUACCAACUUGAUGCCGUUCGACUCGUCGGGAACGCUUCGCACGCAAAUUUUAUUGCUUACAUGUUCAAGAUACCCAUGCUUGACUCGAGCUACGGAAAAGGCACCUACAUCGACCUGGAUUUUUACAAUCACUUGGCCUUCGUUUUUGCUUAUAUAUUCGUGGACCUCGAUUCUCCGAGUUCAUUUGCGCUCAAGGUUGCGGCUGUAGAUGCCGCGAAAGAACUAGGCCGUGUCGUUCGAUUGGUAUGUGAAACAGCGUUACCAAAAAAUGUUACCAGUGAGGCUUUGGAUGCUCUUGAUCUCUUCGAGUACAAGGCCGGAAAAGGCCCCGCAGCGAGUUUUCUGAUCCAUUAUGGUGUCCGUCUCCUCGAAAGACUUGAAGCCGGUGGGAAGAGUGUAGACGAGGUCACCUGGACUAUUAUCCCUACGGCUGCCGCAGCUGUCGCCACUCAAGCUCAGGGCUUUGCCCAGAUGCUGGACCUCUAUCUCUCUGACCCCUACAAAAGUCACUGGCCAGCCAUCCAAAAGCUCGCGGCAUCCGACAGCUCCGAGGCAUUCGAACAGCUCAAACGAUACGCUCUUGAAGGCUACCGUUUGAAUACACCGGCCUUCGGUCUCACACGUAUUGCAGACGCUGACACCACGAUUGAAGAUGGCAACCGCUCUGUCCGGGUAAAGAAGGGCGACCGAAUCUUCGUCAACCUCGCGACAGCCAGCCUAGACCCGACGGUGUUUCCUAAUCCGCAGGUUAUCGACCUCACCCGGCCGUUGGACAAGUACAUCCACCAUGGAUGGGGCCCACAUGGCUGUAUCGGUCGUCCGAUCGUUGAGACAGCCAUGGCAGCCCAGCUUCGCGUCUUCGCCCAGUUGAAGAAUCUGCGCCGCGCACCCGGAGCCGGAGGGGAGCUGAAGAGUAAGACUGUCAACGGGCCGUUUAAGGUGUUUAUGACGAAGGACUGGAGCGAUUGGUGGCCUUUCCCCACUACGAUGGAUGUUCAAUGGGAUGGAUUUGAGUCAUGGUCUCCAUUGGCCGAAGGCAGUGUUCUCCUGACCAAAUAUCCUUGUAGAGGUGAUCAGAUGGAGUAG
Molecule: messenger RNA, 2838 nt
Organism: Letharia columbiana
Lineage: Eukaryota; Fungi; Ascomycota; Lecanoromycetes; Lecanorales; Parmeliaceae
Exons: 7
Coding region: 1-2838 (945 amino acids)
Biological process (GO): response to oxidative stress
Molecular function (GO): heme binding; peroxidase activity; oxidoreductase activity, acting on paired donors, with incorporation or reduction of molecular oxygen
Source: RefSeq, a predicted model, not a curated record